GGCGAGCCCGGGGCGUGGCCGUAUAGCCACGAGAGGAGGGGGCGGGUCCUGCUGUUGCCUGGAUCCCGGAGGUGGGGCUGAUGGUUGGCCAGGAAACUAGGAAGCGGCCAGAUGAAUGACGCGAGCAGUCUAGCGGGAAAGGCGGGACUUGAAAGUUUGCCCUGGCCGGGGGCGGGGCCGUGGCCUUCACUGCCGGACGGAAGCUGGACAUCUUCCCUGGAAAGCGGCGGGCCGGCCUGGAAGUUUCGUCCGCGCAGGGGAGGCUAUCCACUGGGGACGUGGAGCUGGGCCCUGGAAGCCUCGCCAGAAGCCCCAGUGUGAAUCCAGAUUCUGCUGGGGAGAUUUGCUGGGGUCCUGACCCCACCCACCCAGUGAAAUGGCAGCCACGCUGGAUCUGAAAUCGAAGGAGGAGAAGGAUGCUGAGUUGGACAAGAGGAUCGAGGCUCUUCGUCGGAAGAAUGAGGCUCUCAUCCGGCGCUACCAGGAGAUUGAGGAGGACCGCAAAAAGGCUGAGCUUGAGGGAGUAGCAGUGACCGCUCCCAGGAAGGGCCGCAUGGUGGAAAAGGAGAAUGUAGCUGUCGAGGUGGAUAGGAACCUCGGUCCCUCCCGGAGGUCUCCUGGGACACCUCGGCCCCCUGGGCCCAGCAAAGGAAGCCGACCUCCCCCUCAGCUGGGCGGCAGGGCAGGCAUGGGCCGGGCAUCCCGAAGUUGGGAGGACAGUCCUGGGGAGCAUUCUCGAGGAUCUGGGGGCCGCGGCCGGAGGGGCCGGGGCAGAGGGUCCCCUCAUCUCUCUGGAGCUGGAGAUGCCGCCACUGCUGACCGGAAAUCCAAGGAGUGGGAGGAGCGGCGCAGGCAGAACAUUGAGAAGAUGAAUGAGGAGAUGGAGAAGAUUGCCGAGUAUGAACGCCACCAGCGGGAAGGUGUGCUGGAGCCUAACCCUGUGCGCAACUUCCUGGAUGACCCCCGGCGGCGUGGUGGGCCCCUGGAGGAGCCAGAGCGUGACCGCCGGGAGGGCAGCCGCCGGCAUGGGCGCAACUGGGGGGGCCCCGACUUUGAGCGGGUGCGCUCUGGUCUUGAGCAGGAGCGGCAGGGCCGCCGGGCCGGCCUGGGCGGUGCCGGGGACAUGACGCUCUCCAUGACGGGCCGGGAGCGGUCGGAGUACCUGCGCUGGAAGCAGGAGAGAGAGAAGAUCGACCAGGAGCGGCUGCAGAGACACCGCAAACCCACUGGCCAGUGGCGGCGGGAGUGGGAUGCUGAGAAGACCGAUGGGAUGUUCAAGGAUGGCCCAGCCACUGCCCUGGAACCAUCACACCGCUAUGAUGAUCAGGCCUGGGCUCGACCUCCCAAACCCCCUACUUUUGGGGAGUUCCUGUCCCAGCACAAAGCUGAGGUCAGCCGCAGGAGGAGGAAGAACAGCCGACCCCAGGCCAAGGCAGUCCCCCGUGCCUACAGUGACCAUGAUGACCGUUGGGAAACGAAGGAGAUAGUGUCCUCAGCCCCUGAGGCCCCACAGCCCACCCCUGAGGAGAUGCCCACGCAGCCUCCCGAGACCCCAGCCCCUGCCCACCGGCCUCCUGAGGAUGAAGGAGAGGAGGAGGGGGAGGAGGAGGAUGAGGAAGAAGGGGAGGAGGAUGAGGAUGAAGAAUGGGAGGAUGUGAGUGAGGACGAGGAGGAGAUUGAGGAGGAAGAAGAGGCUGACGAGGAAGAACCAGCCCAAGACCACCAACCCCAAGAAGCUGAACCCGCCGGGAGUCCCGCCAGUGAGCAAGUGGACAAAGUGCCCUCCAGACCCGAGGAGCCCCUGGUGCUUCCCCAGGCCCCUGCCACGCCUUCUAGCCCCUUCUCGCCCCCCGGGGGCCACCAACCAGUGUCCGACUGGGGUGAAGAGAUGGAGCUGAAUUCUCCCCGGACCGCCCACCCGGCGGAUGCCCUCUCUCCGGGAGGUGACCGGCCAGCCCCUGCCUCCCCGGAAAGUGGACCCAGCCUCCCAGGAUCCCAGAAAGCUGAAGAGGAGGGGUCUGAGGUUGCUCCAGAGGCGGUCCCUGAGGGCCAGGAGACAGCGGAGAUCACUGACUUCCAGAGGGUGCGUUUCUGCAAAGUGGUGGUGGUUGCUGAGCCACCUGGGGCUGCCCGCUGACCGAGUCUGCCGACUGUGGCCUCCGCGCUCUGCACUAACCUCCCUCCAUUUCGCUCUGUCUUCUGCUCACACCACACUCCAGCCAGGAGAGGGUUAAAUGUAAGGGGGGAGGAGCCAGGGACUGUGAACCCAGGUCCAGUCUCACAAAUAAGAGAGCCAAGGAACGGGGUAGCUGAGAUGCUCCUCCCUUCCCCCCCACCCCAGUUAUCUGCCUAUGGAGGCCAAGGGAACCUCGGCGCCAGUCCCGGGGCUGAGGCUCCCACCUCCAGGAGUUUACAUCUGGGGCAUGGCAGAUAGCCAGUGACUUUUCCCAAUGACUUUAAUUACUGGGCCAUAGCCCGUGUCUAUUAAAUUCAGUGCUUCCGCUAACCUUUGAACUGUGUUUCUGGCGGGUGCAGGUCGGAUUGCUGUGCUUGGUGGGCUUUGCCUUGGCGCACGAGGUGGGUGAAAGGGUUCUUAAUUCCUCCGCCCCCCUGAU
Messenger RNA from Talpa occidentalis (Iberian mole), 2615 nucleotides. RefSeq names its product coiled-coil domain containing 9 (gene CCDC9). The transcript is spliced from 14 exons. The record is from RefSeq and is a predicted model, not a curated record. NCBI's taxonomy places the organism in Eukaryota, Metazoa, Chordata, Mammalia, Eulipotyphla, Talpidae. The coding region runs from base 377 to 2137 and encodes 586 amino acids.